CUCGUCCUCGCCCGCGAAGCCCGCCGCCGCCUGGCCCCGAGCGCCCCGGGACGCGCCAUGGCCGCGCCGUGGGAUCCCUCUGCCCAGACGUUGCUGUGGGACCGAGCUACACCCCCACCACCCCCCGGGCGCUCUUGGAUCCCUCCCGAGCCGAGCUGCGAGCAGACGGCCCAUUGCCCGGCCACCGAGGUCAACCUCUGGAUGGUGGUGGCAGCCAUGCAGGCAGUGGAGAGGAAGGUGGAUGUCCACGCCAGGCAGCUGCGCACGCUGGAGCGGCGGGCGGGGCUGGCCGAGAAGAAAAUCUCCGAGGCAGAGAAAGCAGUGGCCGACUUCGGCCCCCACCUGGACGCCCUGGGGACGUUGAUCCAGGCCUACGGGCAGCUGCAGCGGCGGCUGGAGAACGUGGAGAACCUGCUCAAGAACCGGAACUUCUGGAUCCUCAGCCUGCCUCCGGGCUCCAGGGGAGAAACCCCCCAGGUCCCGGUGAACUUUGACGACGUCUCGAUCUUCUUCUCAGAACAGGAGUGGGAGAGGCCGGACUGGGGGCCGAAGGAGCUCCCCAAGAAUUACGAGUCCUUGGUUGCGAUGGAUUAUGCUCCUUCCAAGCCCAGCACAUUGUCGCAGACGGAAGCUGGGGAAGCUUCAAGUGGCAAGAGUCAAGGACCCACUGGAGAGGCAGAAGGCGCCCAACAAGGCAGCGCAGAAGCUGCUCUCCUCUCCCCGACGCCCGCCCAGGCCGAGGCCGGGCCUGGCAACCUGGGAGCGUUCGGCCUCUCGCCCGAGUCUUCGGAGCAGGGCGCGUCCCGCUUCUCGGAGGAGAGCUUAGCACCUGUGGGUGGCCGGAGUGCUGCCCUCAGGGGAGCACUGGAGGGGCCGGCUGAGCCCGGAAGAGACUUUGGAAGCUUCACCACCAUCAUUGUGCAGGAGGGGGUUCUCCCGGGCGAAGCGCCGUACGUGUGCCCCGACUGCGGGAGAAGUUUCUUGUAUGAGGAGCAGCGUGCCCUGCACCAGCAGUCCCACCCCCAGACCUCUCCGGAUCCCGGGGGCAGCCCAGCACGACACCCCCAGCCGGGGGCUGGUGCUCACACCUGCCCGGAGUGCGGGCGCUGGUUCCCCCACCAGGCCAGCUUGAACAAACACCGCCUCUGGCACUCGGGCGAGCGGCCGCACACCUGCGCCGAGUGCAAGAAGAGCUUCCGCCUGAAGAUCAACCUGCGCCUGCAUGAGCGGACUCACGCGGCCGGCCGGAAAGCCGGAUCCUACAUCUGCGGGCAGUGCGGCCGCAGCUUCAACCACCACUCCAACUUCCUGCGGCACCAGAUGAUCCACACCGGGGAGCGGCCCUACGCCUGCGGCGAGUGCGGGAAGACGUUCAUCCGGAAGGAGCACCUGGCCACCCAUGGCCGCCUGCAUACGGGGGAGCGACCCUACCAGUGCCCGCUCUGCCAGAAGAGCUUCACCCGCAAGCAGCACCUGGUGGGGCACCAGCGACUGCACGAGGGGGAGGCGCUCUGGCUGGCGGAUCGCCCAACCCGGAGGGAUGCGCACGGCCAGUGGGGUGGGACCGGGCCCCGGGCAGAAGCCGCAGAGCCCAGUCUCGGGGAAGAGAUGUUUCCACCUUAGCCGCGAGGGAGAACCAGAAGGCUGAAGGCGAGAUCUGGGGCACAAGGCCCACUGCGACGUCCUACCUGGGCCGAUCCCUGAACCGAUCUGCAGGAGCUUUGCUGAGGCCAAGGAGCAGGGUGGGUCAAAAAAGUCAAGAAGGCAGCCCAAUUGCAUGAUUAGGACUUUUUUGACCCCCUUGCAGAUGCCCCUGCAAGGAGGUUACAGAUAGUCCUCGCUUAACGACCACAAUUGGGACCAGAAGUUUGGUUGCUAAGCAAAACGGUCAUUAAGCAAAUCCAACUCAAUUUUACGUCCUUUUUGUUUUUGCAGCGGUUGUUAAGCAAAUCACCAUGGGCCUUAAGCUAACCACUUGGUCAUUAAGCGAAUCAUACGUGGUCGUAAAUGCGAACCGGUUACCAAGUGCUCAAAUCAUGAUCGCGUGACUAUGGGGAUGCUGCAACAGUCAUAAGUGUGAGAACCGGUCAUAAGUCAUUUUUUUCAACACUGUUGUAAGUCUGAACCACUAAACAUAUGGUUGUCAAGUGAGGACUACCUGUAUGCGGACGCUGUGGCCAACUCUCGGGGGUAAAGUUUUUGUUCUUUGUUUGAAUCCCAGCCUCGGCUUUCUCUGUGGCAGGGUCUGCAGCACGUGCUGAAUUGCGGUAGGCUUAACCAGGAGAUAUCUGGGUUCACCGAAAUAACCUGCCUUCCCUGGCUUAGGUGGGUGCGUGAAGGGGGCCGCUGGUAAGAGAGUCCCAGUGGGAAAUGGUGAUCUGCGCCAGCCUCUGCCCCAACCAGUUUCCUCCCCACUCUUCAGACGCACGGGGGGAAGGUCUGUGGGCUGUUUGGUCGUGCCUCUGAAAGAAAGUUGUGCCCAGUAUUUCUUUUUCAGAGUGGGAGGGUGCUUGUACGAGACUGUGAAACCAAGCAAGGGGUUCAGGAGCAGCAGAUGACAGACGGAACAACAUAACCAAUUGUGGCAGUGGAGGGCAAAGUGGUUAAAAUGCCAGCCUGGCAAAGCAGCAGGGAAGGGCUGCAACCAGGGGUGCUGGGGGGUGUACGUGUGUGUAUGUCACAAAAGUCAAGGGGGUGGCUGUGACUGUACAAUCACAGCUGCCAUCUUGACUUUUUUUGUCCUCC
Candoia aspera is the source of this 2745-nucleotide messenger RNA. Its product is annotated as zinc finger protein 398-like. The coding region runs from base 58 to 1623 and encodes 521 amino acids. Gene Ontology annotation, molecular function: DNA-binding transcription repressor activity, RNA polymerase II-specific. Gene Ontology annotation, biological process: regulation of DNA-templated transcription. Lineage: Eukaryota; Metazoa; Chordata; Lepidosauria; Squamata; Candoiidae. The record is from RefSeq and is a predicted model, not a curated record. The transcript has 5 exons.